AUGGAUAUUGAUAAUGAAGGAAAAGAUGUGGAUCAAAAGAAUUUUCGUGGGAUUAUCGGAUCACUUCUAUACCUAACAGCAAGCAGACCUGACAUUUCGUUUGCUGUUGGGGUAUGUGCUAGAUUUCAAGCUAAACCAAAAGAAAGUCAUUUAAGUGCAACCAAAAAGAUCUGGAGAUAUCUUAAGGGGACACAAAGCGUUGGGCUUUGGUACCCGAAAGAAGGAUCUUUCUAUCUAGUUGGCUAUUUGGAUGCCGACUUUGCUGGAUGCCGAAUAGAUCGAAAAAGAAUGAGUACAGGAAGUGAAGUAAAAACAACAAUCACCGAAAAGAGAAAAAAAGAGACUGAAAUCCUUCAUGAUCCUCUAAUUAAUGAAGGGGCACUAAACAAAUUUCUAGCAAGUUCACAACAUUUACAAAAUCUUCUUUGUGAACCAACGGAGCAAGAAUCACGUGAAUCAUUUCACUCAGUUGGCAACACCAUAGGAUAUGCAAAGGAGGAUAGUGUGCUGGAAAGAAGCGAUAGCUAUGAUUAUUCACCAUCAAGCACUCCUCCAAAAUUUCCCUCACCACUCAAGUCCACAGCUAGCAGCAAGAAGAAAGGGCCCUAA
Ipomoea nil (Japanese morning glory) is the source of this 609-nucleotide messenger RNA. RefSeq lists its product as uncharacterized. The transcript is spliced from 2 exons. Lineage: Eukaryota; Viridiplantae; Streptophyta; Magnoliopsida; Solanales; Convolvulaceae. The record is from RefSeq and is a predicted model, not a curated record. Bases 1 to 609 code for a protein of 202 amino acids.